Haemonchus placei is the source of this 531-nucleotide messenger RNA. Lineage: Eukaryota; Metazoa; Nematoda; Chromadorea; Rhabditida; Trichostrongylidae. The record is from the annotation of a GenBank genome assembly.
AUGGUCGAUGCCCAGAUCCUCGCUGAAGUUUCCGAGUACUUGAGGACGAAGAUGGAAAAUCAUACAAAGAGGAAAAGUCAGAACAAGAUGGAAGGAUUGUUUACCAUGCAGAUCAAAGUACAGUUUCCAGAGUUGGAAUUACCAGACUUUGAGGGCGAUAUGGUGAAAUUCCCAGAAUUCUGGGGAUUAUACCAGCUGGCAGUACACAAUAAUGCAGCGAUUGCACCCACGGCAAAAUUUGCAUACCUGAAAAACAAACUAGAAGGUACGGCCCACGACAUCAUUGCCUCAAUUACUAUGUCAACAGAAAACUAUCCCCAGGCUAUUAAUCUUCUGCUUAGUACAUAUAACAAACCAGAUGAUUCGCGAAAUAGGCUUGUAGAACAGUUGGAGGGACUAUCCCCAGCUGGAAAGCCUGUCAAAGAACAACGUGUUACAUUAUGCAAAGUUAAAGCGAUAUGGAGUCAGCUAGCCACUUUGAAAGAACGAAUUGGCUGCAAGACCAUCAGAUCCAAGUUCCCGAGAAAGUAA